UACCCAGCAUGAGCUCCUACUUCGUCAACCCCCUGUUCUCCAAAUACAAAGGCGGCGAGUCCCUGGAACCGGCCUAUUACGACUGCCGGUUCCCUCAGAGUGUGGGCAGGAGCCAUGCGCUGGUGUACGGGCCCGGCGGCUCGGCGCCCGGCUUCCAGCACGCCUCGCACCACGUCCAAGACUUCUUCCACCACGGCACCUCCGGCAUCUCCAACUCGGGCUACCAGCAGAACCCGUGCUCGCUUAGCUGCCACGGAGACGCCUCCAAAUUCUAUGGCUACGAGGCGCUCCCCAGACAGUCCCUUUAUGGGGCUCAGCAAGAGGCGAGCGUGGUGCAAUAUCCCGACUGUAAAUCCUCCGCCAACACUAACAGUAGCGAAGGACAAGGCCACUUAAAUCAAAACUCGUCUCCCAGCCUCAUGUUUCCAUGGAUGAGACCCCACGCUCCGGGGCGGCGCAGCGGUCGGCAAACUUACAGCCGGUAUCAGACCUUGGAACUAGAAAAGGAGUUUCUCUUUAAUCCUUAUUUGACACGAAAGCGCCGGAUUGAAGUCUCUCACGCCCUGGGACUGACCGAGAGACAAGUGAAGAUCUGGUUCCAGAACCGAAGAAUGAAGUGGAAAAAGGAGAACAACAAGGAUAAACUGCCUGGGGCCCGAGAUGAGGAGAAGGUGGAGGAAGAAGGAAAUGAGGAAGAGGAGAAAGAGGAGGAGGAAAAGGAAGAAAACAAGGACUAAGCAAAAAAGAGAAAAAGAAAAAGAAAAAUUCCCUCCUUUUAGCAACUCCCUUGAAGUUUCGUUUUAUGGUAGCAGAUAAAUUGAGAAGUUUACGACUGUCAUUUGCUUUUAUAGAGAAUAGAAUGACACUCACAACUCUAACUACCUGUCAGAUACUUGCAGCUCUGGUUUUAUUACCUUUGGACUCCCCCUCCUCUUUAUUUGUUUGGGGGCUGGAGGGGGGAGAUCCAGACACAGCAAAAAGUUUGGACUCUCUGUCCCACUCCUUGCCCUAACACACAUACUUGGCCCUACUCCCACCUUCUGAGUCCUUCCUGAAUUUUAAGGUCUAUGACUUGGCCUUCUUACCCCCUCUUUCUGCCCCUUCUCACCAUACUCCCACUUCCCUGUUUCUCUGGUAUUUAUUUUAGAGGGGAACCCCCCCAAAAAAAAUGCAGAAGAGGACUCCUGGCUUUGCUUUUAUGCUAGGAUUGGUGUACUAGAUUUACUUUAAAAAAAAGGAAAGGAAAGGAAUAGUAAUAAAAGGAAGGAAAGGAAAAUAAAUGAAAAAAAUUUUAAAGAAACAGGAAAAGAUAGCAAGGAAUAUUCCUUCCCCCUCCUUGAGGCUCCCUACUUAGAAAACCCCCUUGACUUUCUCUAGGAACCUGAUGGAAAACUGAAGGAGAUGUGGGUCUCUUCCCUCCUCCCUUUCUAAAGGGUCACUAGAGGCCUAUGGUCACCUCUGAAAUCCUACCUAGCCAUCCCAUGGUCACUCGGGCCCAUGCCUUCCUUGCCUUCGCUGUUUGAUUUCUGUUCUUUUGGGCCCCGGCUUCCUCUGAGCUGCAGCAGUGCUAGCGCUCAGAAAUCAUCAUAAUCAUGAAAAUAAUAAUAACAAUAAUAGUAAUACUGACAAUAAAUCUUUAACAUACUACCUAAAGGGAACCUGCAAUAACCUUGAAAAAGAAAAUUUAAAAAUCCUACUAUAGGAAAAAAAAGAGAAAAAAAUUAAAACUGAAAAAAAAGAGAAAGAAACCUCCAACGUAUUUUAUCACUACCUAUAGAAAGAAAUCCUGCUUUGAGAGUAUUCGUAAUGCGGUUUUGUUGUCGUUUGUUGCUGCUUAUUUCACUAAGAAGAACCCAACAACUGAGACUGCCUAGCCCGCCGGUCCUGUGCGCUUUUAUUGUGCUUCUAACCCCAGUAGAGUAGAACUAAAUUGCACUGAAUGUAUAGUUAACUCUGUCUUGAAUUCUCUGUUUAUGCAACAUGCUCGAAAGAAAAAACGUUAAAAAUAUAUCUAUAAUAAUAAUUUUUGGUCAUUUGUCUUUAUGUCCAGCUAUGAAUGUAGAUUUUGUGUCCCGACAGCCCUGUUCCUGGUCCAAGUACUUUGUAUUGUAUACGUGAGUCAUAAUAAAAAACAAAAAGGAGAAAA
Messenger RNA from Ictidomys tridecemlineatus (thirteen-lined ground squirrel), 2146 nucleotides. The record is from RefSeq and is a predicted model, not a curated record. Lineage: Eukaryota; Metazoa; Chordata; Mammalia; Rodentia; Sciuridae.